AGAAUGUUAUUAGGUUAUAAUAUCUGUAUUUUGUGUCCAUAUUUUGUUUGCCAUAAUACAUAACGUUUCCCUUAAAAUAUACAUCGAUUUCCUUCGAUUAUCGAUAUCACGAAAAUUAUACCACUUAUGUAUAAGAAAAAAGUAUUGUAGUAUUAAUAAGCAAAGGAUUUUACUGAUCAGUAGACACAAUGGAAAAUGCAGCAGCCUCAAUUUUGAAGCGAGCUGUCGAAAAGGAUGAAGAGGAACAGUAUACUAUGUCCCUUUUAUUAUACCAAGAAGGUGUACAAAUACUUCUUGACACUAUAAAAGAGACAAAGGAUCCAGUUAAAAGCAAACAUUUUACUGUUAUGACAUCGCGAUAUCUGGAUAGAGCAGAGAAAGUAAAACAAUUAGUCGAAAGAAAGAAAACACAAGGUACAUACAGAGAAUUAAUAAAGAUUAAGGAUGGCGCAAUUGGUUAUGGAUAUAAUAGUCUUUUUGGUAGAUUUUUGGACGCUAUGGUUACAUAUAUUCAAAUAGAAGAUCCAUAUAUAAGGGCAUUUCAUCAGUGUCAAAAUUUAGUAAGAUUAUGUGAAUUAGCAGUUCAAAAAUGUCAUUCUCUAUCAAAAAUAUCUCUCAUUACUACAUGCGAUCCAGAAGAUUUCAAAAAUCAAUCUAAAAGACUUGAAGAAUUGAAACACAGCCUGAACUCGCAUCUUAUAUCAUUUGAAAUUACAUAUUCUGAUACAUUACAUGACAGACAAAUUGUACUUAGCAAUGGAUGGAUAAUAAAAAUAGGACGUGGUUUAGAUUAUUUUAAAGCACCUAAUGGAAAGUUUGUUUUGGGUUAUUGUGAUCUUGAAUUAAGAUCAUGUCAGGAAACUACAGUAGAUAUCUUUCAUAGUAGUCAACUGAAGGAUAAUGUACCAUAAUAGAUAAAAAUGAAAAGUACUUAUUAAGACGCGA
This is a messenger RNA of Vespa crabro (European hornet), 945 nucleotides long. Its product is annotated as MIT domain-containing protein 1-like. The coding region runs from base 189 to 911 and encodes 240 amino acids. The record is from RefSeq and is a predicted model, not a curated record. The transcript is spliced from 5 exons. Lineage: Eukaryota; Metazoa; Arthropoda; Insecta; Hymenoptera; Vespidae.